AUGACCCUGGAUCUGCACGUCUCAGGGCUGUCAGGGUGUCUCUGUACUGUGACUGCUGGAUACACUUGGGUUGUGAGCGAUGUGAAGGCCGCCAUUGAACAUGCCACCGGCAUUUCAAGAUGGGAGCAGCAAUUGCUGGCCGGCACGCGCGAGCUGGCCGAUAUGAGCCCUUUGUCUGGCGAAGUACUUGAUCUGACGCUGAUUCGGAAACAGCUGGAGAUGAAAGACUGGCUAAGCUUGAUCCAAGAGGAGCCUCAAAUCUUAGAGCAUUCAGCACACUGGGUGAAAGAGUGUCGAACCAUAGUGCUUGAGGCCGUGAAACAGGACGGCCAGAUGCUUCAACACUCCAAGUUGUGUGAUGACCACGAGGUUGCUUUGGCUGCUGUUAGUGACUGCGGUUUGGCGCUAGCACACGUGUCUGCAUCUUUGCGCAAUGACCGGCAAAUUGUUCUUGCAGCAGUGCAAGAAGCGGGAUGCGCUCUUGAGUUUGCUUCAGGCAAGCUGAAAAACGACGCUGAAGUGGUACUGGCAGCUGUGAGAAAGGAUGCAAGCGCACUGCAGCAUGCAUCGAGACAGCUUCGAGAGGAUCAUCGCUUUUUGUUGGCAGUGAUCCGGCGCAACAGCCAGGCCUUUAGUCUUCUGCCGAUUCAAUGGCAAAGUAGCCGUGAAUUCGCACUUGAGGCUGCAGAGCAAAACGGGGAUGUCCUUGCGCAUAUGCCUGAGGCGUUUCAGUCUGAUAGAGACAUCGCAAGCACUGCCGUGCGCCAAAAUGGUCUAGCACUCCGGUAUACUCCGAGCUCAUUGCGGGAUCUGAAGCUCGUGCUGGAGGCGGUUACUGAAAAUGAUGCUGCCCUUCAAUACGCCGGAGAGUUCCAAGCACAGAGGGAGGUCAUUCUGAGUGCCAUCAAGCCAGAGGGUGUUGCACUGGCUCUUCAGUACGCGUCCCCAGCCCUACUUCACGAUGAGAGCUUCUUGCUGGACGUGGUGCAAAAAAAUCCGAGCGCGCUGCUGCACUCGUCAGCUGAAUCUUUGCAUGGAUGUCGUAGAUUCAUUCUGGAGGCUGCUCACCGAAAUGGGUCCAUUCUAUCUCAUGCUUCUCCAGACUUGCAAGCCGAUCGCGAUGUGGUUCUGACUGCAGUGAAGCAACACAGCGCGUCUUUCAUGAAUGCAGCCAGUGGUUUGCGAUGCGAUCCCUGCUUUGCUCUGGAGGCUGUAGCUGUGAAUGGGCUGUUGCUUGAAUACCUGUCUUCAGACCUGUGUUCUGAUGCUACAAUUGCGAAGACCGCGGUACAGCAGAACUGGAAGGCUAUCCGAUUUGUGCCAGCUGCACUGCGUAGCAAUCGUGACCUGCUGAUGUCAGCAGUGCAGCAAAAUGCCCUUGCAUUGCGCUAUGGCACUGGGGAUGCUGUAGAUGCUGCCGUGAGCCUUGCUGCUGUAUCAUCGGACUGGCGAGCCUUACAGUUCGUCCCCCUGCACUUGAAGUGCAACCUGCAAAUUGUCAAUGCUGCAGUGAAGCAAGAUCCCAGAGCUUUGCAAUAUGUCCCCCGAGAUGUGCAGAUGCGAGUUCUUCUCCCCACAUAUGAGGAGCUAGACAAGUUGAGCCAGAUGCCACAAGCGCCAACCUAA
Effrenium voratum is the source of this 1626-nucleotide messenger RNA. The record is from the annotation of a GenBank genome assembly. NCBI's taxonomy places the organism in Eukaryota, Dinophyceae, Suessiales, Symbiodiniaceae.